GAUCUACAACGGUCAUUUAUUCGCUGACCUCGUUUCCGAAAUGCGCCGCAUCAAUUUAUGUAUGGUGAGAAGGUUUACUUGCCCUCGCGCUCGGUGAUUUUUGAUUCCCUGUCAUCAUCCUCAUGCUGCAAAGAGCACAUCCAGUUUUUCAAAGCGCCGCAGCCGGUGACUUUGAACUACUUGAUCAGUUUCUGCGCGAGGACCCACAGCUUGUGAAUCGACCUGAUUAUGACGGUAAUAUGCCGCUCCAUUGGGCAGCCCGUUCCGGUUGUUCCGAGUGCGUUGAGAUGUGUCUGAAUGCUCUCUCCCAACGCCCUGAGUUAGAUCUAUCAACUGAGAUUGGCCGCACAAAUUUUAUGAACGAGGAUGCCUUGUGUUGUGCAGUAGCCAGUGGAAAUGAGGAUUCGGUGGCAAUUCUCUUAAGGUCUGGAGCUAAAACAGAUUAUCGGUUUUCGUCUGAAGUGCCGCCUUUGGUUGAAGCUCUCCGCGGCUCUAAUACGCGCAUUACUCGCCUCCUCCUAGAGACGCUUGAGGUCGAUUUCACACGUUCUCGUUUGGACAGAUAUUGGUUUGAACCUCUGAAACUUGAUUUAACCAUCACACUGGAACAGUACAAGCUAAUGAAAACGUACGCUGUUCCAUAUGGGAUUGGUGAUUUCGAAGAAUUGUACCUCUCUGUAUUUGAGCGGGAUAUUGCGAGCUCUGGGCUAGAGGACUUCUUCGUUUACAUAUGCACGGACGCUGUUGAUCGUUGGACCGAAACUCGCGAAGAAGUGCUCAAGGCAUGUCAGCGGGUUACCUUAUAUUUUCUACGCAAAUUAGUCCCGCACACAGGCAGUUUUGCUUGUAUUCGCCGGUUACAACGAUCCGGAAUUUACAAACCCCCGUCAUCUGCUCAUAUUUGGUUGCGCGUGUUUGCGAGCUGGGGGUCGUUCGCGCCGAUUUGCCUCCAUCCGCAUUCCGAAGACCAGCUGUUACUGGAGCUAGUUGACUUGACGAAACGGGACCCACUAACGAAGCUUUGUCCAUUAGUGCACGAUUCAAACCUCAUUCCACUCAUAUUGUACUUCGCUUUUUUGACUCUGCAGUUUCCUCGUCCCACGUGGCUCACUCAUUGGGAGCAUUCCUGCGCUAAUGUUGGCUUUGCAGAUUGUAGUCUUUCCACGCUAUUUGAAAUUAAUACUAUUCAACAUUCUAACUCGGCGUCCGAUUUCUUUUGGAUCGAGGUCUACCCUUUUGUUGUAAAUCGAGCCAUUAGUACAACAGAUUUAGGCUCCAUCUCUGUUACGGUAGCGCACCAGCAACUGUCGCUUUUCUUACAACAUGUUUUGCAACACUGCCCGGCUAUGCUCUCGGAGUGUGUAUCCAAACCAGAAAGCUUAUUUCUCCGGAUAUUGACCCGUAUCCCCGCUUCCAGCAAAACACCUUCUCACGAAUUGUUUCUCCAUUCUAUGCGACAGUUUGUUUUUCCCUGGUUCUCCAACUCUGGAUUUCCAUUUGAGCAACUUCACGAUUUCACCACAAUCAUGGUACAUGUCUUUUCUGGCCGCAGCGUCAUCGAGAGCAUUUUAGAUUUUUCUCCCUCUUUCAUUGAACACUUGAUUGGUAACCCCGAACAGUGGCCCAACGAUGUCUUAUCAACUCCUGACUUUUUUCUUAACUGUCUCUUGUUGGCUUUUCUUGAAAAUCGCGCAGGCGUUGCUUUGCCGCAUUGUGUGGAACAACUUUUUGGCAAUACAUCAUGCAUCACCAUCCCUGACGCCAUACAGUCUUGGUUCCUUCAACUGCAGUCCCGACCACCGACACUUUUUGAGGCCACAAAGCGAUACAUUCGCGUACGGCUUCGUGCCAGUCUGCGUUACAGAUCGCCACAAGGUCCGAGACAGUCACUCAGUGAAGUUGCCAGGCAGUUGCCAUUGCCCGCCAUGUUAUAUGCGCUGUUGCUCAAUCCAGAUUCCAUUUUCCCGGAACCACAAAUUCGUGGGCAUCUUUCUCCAUCAUUGUACCCACGUUCUCCUUAAAGCCGAUCCUUUGUUGCCAUGCUUCUGCACUCUUCUGAUCACUGUCACCCUUGGCUGUUCUGUGGUCCAUUCAGAUGCCUACGUAACAUCUUCCGUCUCUAGUUUUCUACCUCAUGUUCAAGACCUCAUUUUGAUUAAAAUGUCUACAAUACAGGUUCUUCUUCCUUAUCAUACGGUCACACAACUUUGGCGAGUAUGCCAACAGUAUUCUUCGCUGCCUCCUUCCACCCGAAGGAACUCGCAUGGGGCCUUGUUUGCGUUGGUUGGGGCUCACGAUGGUUUCACAUAGCAUGAGCUUAAUGUCACACACUGUCAAGGAUACCAUGCUCUUUUGAUCGAGACCACUCUUGUUUCGGUGUUAUCCCUAUGUACCAGCCUGCUUGACUACAUAAUCCCUAAAAU
Dicrocoelium dendriticum is the source of this 2423-nucleotide messenger RNA. Lineage: Eukaryota; Metazoa; Platyhelminthes; Trematoda; Plagiorchiida; Dicrocoeliidae. The record is from the annotation of a GenBank genome assembly.